GCUUAAUAGCUAGAAAACAGGCCAGACAGUGCACAUUUGCUAGAUAGUUUGUAAUCUUAGUGUUGCAUAUUGUCAAACAAUAAAAAUAAAAAACAGGGACACAACUUUGUAUUGUAAUGACCAAUGCAUUAACUAUUCGCUUAGCUUCAAGCCAAGAAAAUAAUGUACUGCUUCAAGCCAAUAUUUUUUUACUGCUUACUGGGUUAUCUGCCAUCAUUGCCACCUCAUUAGUAUCAGCCUUGUUCUGCUCCCCUUUGAGGGGUCCUGGAAGUCAGUUGUAAUGAGAGGGGGGCAGCCAUAACCAUUUAUGGACACAUUAAGAAAUAUAUUAGACAGAUGGAGAGUAUUGGCAAUUGUUUAGGACUUAAAAUAAAAUGUUAUUUGUGACAUGCUUUGUAAACAACAGGUGUAGACUAACAGUGAAAUAGUUACUUACUGGCCAGUCCCAAUAAUACAAAGAGAAAAAUAAAUACACAAUGAUUAAAGAUAACUUGGCUAUAUAAAGUACCGAUUCAAUGUUUGAGGUAAUUGAGGUAGAUACAGUGCAUUCGGAAAGUAUUCAGACCCCUUGAUUUUCCCCCCACAUUGUUACGUUACAGCCUUAUUCUAAAAUGGAUUAAAUAAAUAAAUCCUUAGUCUACACAACACCUUUUGCAGCGAUUACAGCCUCGAGUCUUCUUGGGUAUGACGCUACAAGUUUGGCACACCUGUAUUUGGAGUUUCUCCCAUUAUUCUCUACAGAUCUUCAGGUUGGAUGGGCAACAUCGCUGCACAGCUUUUUUUGUGAUCAGGGUCAAGUCUGGGCUCUGGGUAGGUCACUAAAUCAAAUCAAAUGUUAUUUGUCACAUACACAUGGUUAGCAGAUGUUAGUGCGAGUGUAGCGAAAUGCUUGUGCUUCUAGUUCCGACAGUGCAGUAAUAGCCAACAGGUAAUCUAGCUAACAAUUCCAAAACUACUACCUUAUAGACACAAGUGUAAGGGGAUAAAGAAUAUGUACAUAAAGAUAUAUGAAUGAGUGAUGGUACAGAGCGGCAUAGGCAAGAUACAGUAGAUGGUAUUGAGUGCAGUAUAUACAUAUGAGAUGAGUAUGUAAACAAAGUGGCAUAGUUAAAAUGGCUAGUGAUACAUGUAUUACAUGAGGAUGCAGUAGAUGAUAUAGAGUACAGUAUAUACGUAUAUAUAUGAGAUGAAUAAUGUAGGGAACAUUAUAUUAGGUAGCAUUGUUUAGUGGCUAGUGAUAUAUUUUACAUAAUUUCCCAUCAAUUCCCAUUAUUAAAGUGGCUGGAGUUGAGUCAGUCUGUUGGCAGCAGCCACUCAAUGUUAGUGGUGGCUGUUUAACAGUCUGAUGGCCUUGAGAUAGAAGCUGUUUUUCAGUCUCUCGGUCCCAGCUUUGAAGCACCUGUACUGACCUCGCCUUCUGGAUGAUAGCGGGGUGAACAGGCAGUGGCUCGGGUGGUUGCUGUCCUUGAUGAUCUUUAUGGCCUUCCUGUGACAUCGGGUGAUGUAGAUGUCCUGGAGGGCAGGUAGUUUGCCCCCGGUGAUGCGUUGUGCAGACCUCACUACCCUCUGGAGAGCCUUACGGUUGUGGGCGGAGCAGUUGCCGUACCAGGCGGUGAUACAGCCCGACAGGAUGCUCUCGAUUGUGCAUCUGUAGAAGUUUGUGAGUGCUUUUGGUGAUAAGCCGAAUUUCUUCAGCCUCCUGAGGUUGAAGAGGCGCUGCUGCGCCUUCUUCACGAUGCUGUCUGUGUGGGUGGACCAAUUCAGUUUGUCUGUGAUGUGUACGCCGAGGAACUUAAAACUUACUACCCUCUCCACUACUGUUCCAUCGAUGUGGAUAGGGUGGUGUUCCCUCUGCUGUUUCCUGAAGUCCACAAUCAUCUCCUUAGUUUUGUUGACGUUGAGUGUGAGGUUAUUUUCCUGACACCAUGCUCCGAGGGUCCUCACCACCUCCCUGUAGGCCGCCUCGUCGUUGUUGGUAAUCAAGCCUACCACUGUUGUGUUGUCCGCAAACUUGAUGAUUGAGUUGGAGGCGUGCGUGGCCACGCAGUCGUGGGUGAACAGGGAGUACAGGAGAGGGCUCAGAACGCACCCUUGUGGGGCCCCGGUGUUGAGGAUCAGCGGGGUGGAGAUGUUGUUGCCUACCCUCACCACCUGGGGGCGGCCCGUCAGGAAGUCCAGUACCCAGUUGCACAGGGCGGGGUCGAGACCCAGGGUCUCGAGCUUGAUGACGAGCUUGGAGGGUACUAUGGUGUUGAAUGCCGAGCUGUAGUCGAUGAACAGCAUUCUCACAUAGGUAUUCCUCUUGUCCAGAUGGGUUAGGGCAGUGUGUAUGUGUGGAUAGAAAACACUCAGACGUUUAUAAAACUGGUUAAAUCACUGCUGUGACUAUAACAGAACGUGCGUUUCAACGAAAAGUGCAGGAAAAUCUGAUCACUGAAAAUGGAAAUAAAUAUCCAUGCGCCACUUCCAGGAAUUGUUAAAGGUGAACCGAAAUAAAUGAGGCCGAGGUUGCAGUACCUACAGCUUCCACACGAUGUCUAGAGUCUUGUCAUUUGCUUCGGCUUUGAUUCUUGGUCAAACCGAAUCAAGGGAACCGAUUCCCUCCGGUCUCCGACCGGAUGUUUUGGUUGAGAUUUCUCCUGACAUUUUUUCCAGACGGACACCUAUAGAAUUUACAUCGCCUCCUGAUGAAUUUUAUUGCUUAUUAACGUGUACUAAUACCUAAAGUUGCAUUACAAAAGUAUUUCGAAGUGUUUUGUGAAAGUUUAUCGUCGACUUUUUUAAUUUUAAAAAAUGACGUUACGUUAUGAAACACUAUUUUUUUUAGUUUAUCACAGUCUUCAUAGAUCGAUAUCUAGGCUAUAUAUGGACCGAUUUAAUCGAAAAAAAGACCCAAUAGUGAUUAUGGGACAUCUAGGAGUGCCAACAAAGAAGAGUGUCAAAGGCGUUGCAGAUGGAGUGGGGGGUUGGAGAGACUACGGGGUGGACCCAUCCCAGUUUUCAGGGACCCUGAUGAAGACGUGUGAGCGGCUGGUAAAGGAGGGACGCUUUGUUCCAGGCAACCCUGUGGGCGUCCUCACAAGCAGCUACUACGAGCUCCUACAGAACAAAGUGCCUCUGCUAGGCAGCAGCACGGCCUGUAUCGUGGUGCUGGACCGGCAGAGUCACAGGCUGCACACAGCCAACCUGGGAGACUCUGGCUUCCUGGUGGUGCGGGGAGGAGAGGUAGUGCACCGCUCCGAUGAACAGCAGCAUUACUUCAACACCCCAUUCCAGCUCUCUAUCGCCCCGCCUGAGGCAGAGGGGGCUGUCCUCAGUGACAGUCCUGAUGCUGCAGACAGCUCCUCCUUUGACGUCCAGUUGGGGGACAUCAUUCUCACAGCCACAGAUGGCCUCUUUGACAACAUGCCCGAACACAUGAUCCUACAGGAGUUGAAAAAACUGAAGAACACUAACUAUGAGAGUAUCCAGCAGACAGCCAGGAGCAUUGCAGAGCAGGCCCAUGUUCUGGCAUACAACCCCAACUACAUGUCACCUUUUGCACAGUUUGCCUGUGACAAUGGACUGAAUGUAAGAGGAGGAAAGCCAGAUGACAUCACUGUGUUGCUGUCAAUAGUGGCAGAGUACCCAAACUAGAGAUUGUAUGGAGGCUAGUAUUGUCUGCCUCUUGAAGAUGUCAGACUGCUUUGGUUCCUGCUGGCGGGGAUUAAGGACUGAUGUUGGUGGCUGAGCUGCCCUCCUGAGACCAUCAUUCCUCCAGGAUUCAAUCAGGCCCAUCUCUCAGAUGGAACACUGACAAUACAUGCACUGACUUCACCAUCAGAACUGAGUGUUAAUCUUUAAUAGACUGAAGACAUGGAUGAAUAAAGCAGAGGGUUGUCUGACACAUCUGCUAGGCUACCUGCUGCAAAGUAUCGAUCUUGGAAAGUCUCUAGUUGUCUUUGACCUAAUCCCUGGGAUAUUUAUCAAUGGGAUAAAGGAUGUAGUCGUGUUGAAGAUGAAGCUCUGGCUCUCACAUGAGGAACAAGUCUGUUAUUUUGGGAUUUGGGCUGUAAAACAAAGCCCAAAAGGUAGAGAUUAAGAAUCUGGGUCAGUAGUAGCCAGUCAAAAGUUGAUUGGGUCAGGAAUGAAAAUCUAUGGAUUGUACAUGUGAGUGUUCCAUCAUGAGCUGAGCUGAUUUGAAGACCGUAAGUAACAUCAGAAUACGAUACUGAAAGAGAGCGGCUCUCCAGUUAGACUAGUCCAUGACUCGCUGACCCCUGUCCCGGUCAGAGGAAUAAGGCAACCUCAGAGUUAUCUACAAAAGAGAACUUUAGUUCAAGAGGACAUAUGAGAUGGAUGUGGUUCUGUACAGAGAUGAGAGAUUAAUGAAUAUACUGUACAUGAUAAACAUUGCAUGAGAAUAAAAGGAGUAAUGGCACAAGCAAUAAUAAUAUUGACUGUAUAAGGAGAUGGUGACAUAAGCAAAGGACUUGUAUAACACAGUAUCCACUAUAACAACAAGCAAUGGUAACAAACAGUAAAUCUUUAAGGUUCAAUAUCAUCACUCACCACUGUCCACACACUCAUCACUCUUGUCCACUUGGAGAGAGACUGAGGAGGCUCUGACCUGAGCAGGCAGGACUGUCAGGUGUCCUGCCCUCUAGCAACAUAUUGGUGAUCUAGUAGCAGAGGGCACUGGGUUUGGGGAUCCCUUAGUCUCUCUGGCACCAGCAGGGAUUGGUAGAGUGAGCUGCAUAAAUUUAGAAAACUCACAGGCAGGAGAAUCCUUAAGAUCUACCAUCAAGUCUGAAUAAUAAGGCCUCAAAAAACAACUUUCAGUGACUCAGAUUAAACAAAUCAAAUUAAUAAUAAAUUAUAUUGAAGGGCAAACAUUUUUAUGUAGGCAUAAGGGCAUGUGUCUAUGUGAUGUGAAUGAAUGUUGUUGAAAUGUUUUGGUAUAUUUUUGGACAAGUGACAUUUUAAGUUGUUUGACUGAUCUAAUGGAUUGUAUGAAGACCAGGUGCCGUUGCUGCAUAUCAGUUUCUGACUGUUCACUGUCCCAGGCCUGCUGUUUUCAACUCUUUUUCUCUCACUCUCAACCUCAAUGCUCUGCUAUGAAAAGCCAACUGAUAUUUACUCACAAGGUGUUAUACUGUUGCACCCUCUAUAACCACUUUGGUUAUGACUCUGCUGGUCAUCUAUGACCGUUUUAAACCUCUUUAAGAACGAUCUGGCCUUAAUGGCCAUGUACUGUUAUAAUCGCCACCCGGCAGAGCCUGGUUCCUCUAGGUGAUUCCAGCCUUUCUCAAGUUUUUCCUAGCCCCUGUGCUUCUACAUCUGCAUUGCUUGCUCUUUGGGGUUUUAGGCUGGGAAUCUGUAUAGUACUUUGACGACUGCUCUUGCCAAAUGGGCUUUAUAAAAUACAUUUGAGUGCAAUUUGGGUUGUACAUGGACCAAGUUAAUUGUUUCUAAGGAUGGGACAUUUUGACUUGAUGUUUCUGUUAAACCUAUCCAUUUUUAUUUGUCACAUACACAUGGUUAGCGGAUGUUAAUGCGAGUGUAGCGAAAUCGUUGUGCAGUUUCCUAGGAACGCGAAGCCAGGCGGCCAUCUCUGUCUGCGCCGGAAGUACUCACUCCUGCUGUGAUGCAAAGGGUGUGACUGCAAGUGAUGUGGAAGGUUAUUGUGUGAUAGAGUAACCUCUAGCCUGUCUGAUUUUAUAUUGUAUACAUGUGGAAUGUUUUAUUUUUAUUUCAUCUAGGGUACACAGCUUUCUUCAGUAUCCACUGGGAUGCAGUGGUAAUGGUAAUGACCAUUUACGCACAAGGUUAAAGAAAGCAUAUCUGAAAACUCACAGUGGAUGUUGGUCAGGUGACCAUGUUUUUAAAAACUUAUUUGGUGGGAAUCUGGACUGUGCACAGCUUCAAUUUAGCUUUAGGCAUAAUUGCUCACAAUCAGCAUUUCCUUGUCUCAUCAGUUGUCCCUGCUGUAAAGCUCCAAUAGGACAUUUCAUUAAGUGAUAAUAAUCAGGUCACUUAUUUCAUCUUUUAAUUGCAGGUUUUCAUUGUUGCUGCAGAUAAAUGCACUGUGCAUUUACAACAUUACUUGUGUGCAGCAACAUUUAAAGAGUAACAUGUACUAAGCACAUGUUGAUUUAAACCGCUAAUGAACACAGAGCAGAAACUGACAAGUAGCCAUAUGAUUCACACUUUCCCCAUCAUGCCCUGCUGUCUUAAUUCAUUUACGCCAUCUGAUCGGAGACCUCUCAUUCCCUUUCAAUGUGUUCAAUGCUUUUCACCAUGGGACAUAUGUGAAUGAACAAGCUAUUUUUAAGGCUUGAAAAAGUAUGACAUGAUCUUAGAAUCCUUCAUAUUCUGUGUAUCAUCUGAGGUACCCUUGGUGGUGUUGAUGUAAUGGUGCACCCUCACUGAAGACUACUGUCCUGCUUCAAGGGCUCUCCCCUAACUAGGAAAAAAAUAUUGAUUCUGGUACAGACUGGCUAUCAGGUAUUUCAUCAUUAACAAUACCCUGCAUGCCUUUCAUAUUGCGCAGGGAGAUGAAAGGCAUCUGCACUGGAUGACAAAUGUUUUUGUAAGCUAGAGGUUGACUAUAACCUCACCAACCUUAAAGUACAAGCAAUUCUCCCUGUCAGAUGGCACUAUAUCAAAGCUAGCUUCCCCAUGAUGUCCAUGUCCGGGUCUCCACUGGCCUAGUGACCUGACCAGACAGUUUUGUUCUGUUGGCCAAUUCUAGACUUCAGUUCAAAAAGCAAAGUUUGUUACAAUGAGAGCUGCUUGUAUCUUUAUUUUGAUUGUACAGUUCAAUGCAGAGGCAAGUUCUAUUAAACAUGUUUUCAAAGCUGUCAUAUUUAAAUAAAGAGUAUAGUAUUUAUUA
Oncorhynchus keta (chum salmon) is the source of this 6874-nucleotide messenger RNA. Its product is annotated as protein phosphatase PTC7 homolog. NCBI's taxonomy places the organism in Eukaryota, Metazoa, Chordata, Actinopteri, Salmoniformes, Salmonidae. Bases 2794 to 3636 code for a protein of 280 amino acids. The transcript has 6 exons. The record is from RefSeq and is a predicted model, not a curated record.